AUGGAUGCACUUCCUCAACCACCUCAACCAAACCCUCAACCCAACCCCAGGCUAAUGAAAGACUUUGGUAGGCCCCAAGUAGGAGCUUCACCUUCUUGUAUAGUGCUUACUGAUGCAGCCAGGAAUUAUGAGUUAAAAACGGUCCACUACAACCAGUUGCCGUCUUUUCACGGUUCAGCAAGCGAAGAUGCCCUUACCUUUAUCAGGGAUUUCUACGGGAUAGUCCAACACUUCCCGUUGAAUGACUUGACUGAGGAUGCACUGAGGAUGAGGUGUUUUCCAUACACCUUGAAAGAUGCUGCAAAGACAUGGUUCAUGUCUCUCACACCAGGAUCUCUUCGGACAUGGCCGGAGGUGUAUAACAAGUUUAUCAGUAAGUUCUAUUCUCAUGCAAAAACUGCUGAGCUAAGAAGAAAAAUUGCGACAUUUUCGCAAGCUGAUGGUGAACCGUUUCAUGAGGCAUGGGAAAGGUUCAAAAUGUUGCUCAUUCAAUGCCCCCACCAUGGCUACCCAUUGGAACUUCAAAAUCAAACAUUCUAUGAUGGUUUGACUCAAACCAGCCAAUCAAUGGUUGACAAUGCGGCUGGAGGUGCCAUGGGAGAAAAAACGGCGGAGGAAACUUUAACGUUGUAUGAAAUGCUAGGGGCAAACUCCCAACAAAAGAGUAUAAGGGGACGGACACAAGGUAUGUAUGAAGUUAACUCAAAUACGGGGUUGGAAAUUCAGGUGUCUGAGCUAGCAAAACAAGUGAGGAGCAUGUGUUCUAUGAUGGGUAUGCAGCAAAAUAAUGCAUUUAUGAUUGAUGAAAAUGAUUGUGAGCAGGCCAAUGCAAUGAAUAGUUUUAAUCAAAGGCCUAGAAACGACCCGUAUUCUAAUUCUUACAAUCCGGGUUGGAAAAAUCACCCUAAUUUUUCUUGGAGUAAUAAUCAAAAUAAUUUUCAACCAGUUGCUCCUCAACCAAAAAAAUCGUCUUGGGAGGACUCUUUGAAUACCUUUAUACAGACCUGCAAUAGACAGCAAGAAGCGAACGAUCAACGCUUCCAACAGACAGAGGCAUCACUUGCUAAAACUGAGGCUUCACUUGCCAGAAAUGAAGCAUCUAUGAGAAAAUUGGAAGUCCAAGUGGGACAAAUCGCCGAAGCUCUACAAGGCCAUGUGCCAGGUAAGUUGCCUAGUCAACCUGAAGAAGCUAAGAUUAUGACUGUUCUAAGAAGUGGUAAAGUUAUUGAAAAUAAUGUGAAAGGAAAUACCACUUCUAAACAAUCUGAAAUAGUUGAAAAUUUGAAUGUUGAUAAUGAAGUCAAUAAGGAUGAACCCAAAUUGCAUAAAUCUAAUGAUCCUUAUGUGCCCCCUAAACCGUAUGUUCCUCCCGAUCCAUUUCCUGGUAGAUUGAAAAAUUCAAAAUUUGAUAGAUCAUUUUCUGAGAUUUAUGAUUUGUUGUCCAAAGUGAAUGUGAAUUUGCCUUUGUUAGACAUGAUUAAAAAUAUGCCUGCCUAUGCUAAGUUUUUAAAAGAGUUGAACACUAGAAAGCGUAGGUAUGAACACGAUGAAAAAGUUUUUAUGUCUAAAACUGUAAGUGCUGUUUUGCAAACUGACUUGCCCCCAAAAUUAGAAGACCCCGGUAGUUUCAUAAUAACUAUUACAGUGGGGAAUUCUAAAAAAGAAAAAGCAAUGCUUGAUUUAGGGGCAAGCAUUAACUUGAUGCCAUAUUCUGUCUACUUGCAGUUGGGUCUGGAUAGAUUAAAGCCUACUACAAUGUCCCUAGAGCUUGCUGAUCGCUCUAUUAGAUAUCCUAGGGGCAUUGUAGAAGAUGUUUUGGUCCAAGUUGAUAAACUAAUAAUUCCUGCCGACUUUGUUGUUUUAGACAUAAAUAAAAAGUGCAAUCAUGCACAUGACAUGCCUAUUUUGCUUGGCCGACCUUUCAUGGCCACAGCAAAAACAAUGAUUGAUGUCCAAAAUGGAAAGUUAACCAUGACUGUCCUAGAUGAAACUGUUGAAUUUUCCAUUUUGAAAUCAAUGACAUUGCCUGAAAACAAUAACAAUCAUUGCUUUGCUGUAGACAUUUUAGAUUCCAUAAUUUCUGCUGAGUUUUUAGAUGAAUCUCCGUUGAAGGUCGAAACUGAUGAAGAGGAACCUAAUCAAAGCUCAAUAAAAGAGGGGGGUGUUGAUGGAUGUUCACUUGCAGACUGUCUGGAGCAAAUAAAAGAAAAACACCAUCCCUCAGUUGAAGCUGACGUUCCGCCCAAGCUGGAAUUCAAACCGCUUCCUAGUUCUUUAAAAUAUGCUUUCUUAGGUCCGAAUAAUACUUAUCCUGUAAUAAUUGCCUCUAACCUUUCACAGGAACAAGAAACAAAAUUGCUUGAUGUAUUAAAAAAAUAUAAAAGUGCAAUUGGUUGGACAGUAGGAGAUAUUAAAGGAAUAAGUCCAACGGUUUGUAUGCACCGAAUCUUACUUGAAGAAGGGGCAACCCCUGUCCGUCAACCUCAGCGCAGGUUAAAUCCGAAUAUGAAGGAGGUUGUACGUGCAGAAGUCUUGAAGUUGUUGGACUCAGGUAUUAUUUAUCCAAUUUCAGAUAGUAAAUGGGUAAGUCCAGUUCAUGUAGUGCCGAAAAAAUCUGGAAUUACUGUUGUUACUAAUGAAAAAAAUGAGUUGAUCCCAACUAGAACAGUAACUGGGGGCAUAGAGGUUGACAGGGCCAAAAUUGAAGUUAUUUCUAAACUACCUCCCCCUACAUCUGUGAAAGAAGUGCGAAGUUUUCUUGGUCAUGCAGGUUUUUACAGGCGCUUCAUUAAAGACUUUUCAAAAAUUUGUAGGCCUAUGUGUAACCUGUUAGCAAAAGAUGUUGUCUUCAAGUUUGAUGAUGAAUGUUUGUCUGCUUUCAACUUUUUGAAAGAAAAAUUAACUUCUGCUCCCAUUCUUGCUGCACCUAAUUGGGAGCAUCCUUUUGAAAUAAUGUGUGAUGCAUCUGAUUAUGCCAUAGGUGCUGUUUUAGGACAGAAAAUUAAUAAACUGCCUUAUGUGAUUCAUUAUGCAAGUAAAACUUUGGAUUAUGCUCAGGUUAACUAUACAACUACUGAAAAGGAGUUGUUAGCUGUAGUCUUUGCAUUAGAAAAAUUUCGUUCUUACUUGAUUGGUUCUAAAGUGAUUGUUUAUUCUGAUCAUUCUGCUCUAAAAUUUUUGUUGGCUAAAAAAGAUGCUAAGCCUAGACUAAUAAGAUGGAUUUUAUUGCUCCAAGAGUUUGAUUUGACUAUCAGGGAUAAGAAAGGAUGUGAGAAUGUGGUCGCUGAUCAUUUGUCUCGUUUGCCUGAUGCAGCUAAUAAUUGUCCUACAUCUGAUAUUCCUAUAAAUGACAGGUUCCCUGAUGAACAGUUGCUUUCUUUACAAAAUAAAGAACCUUGGUAUGCAGACAUUGUGAAUUAUUUGGUCUCGGGUCAAUUUCACCCAGACUUGAAUUCACAAGGAAAAAAACAUUUUCUUUCCAAAGUAAAAUAUUUUUUUUGGGAUGAGCCUUAUUUGUUUAAAAUCUGUCCUGAUCAAAUAAUUAGAAGGUGCAUACCUGAGUUUGAGCAUCAAAAUAUUUUGAAUCACAGUCACACUCUAAACUGCGGAGGACAUUUUAGUGGGAAGAAAACUGCAUUGAAGGUUUUGCAGUCUGGUUUUUAUUGGCCCACUUUGUUCAAGGAUGCAUUUGAAUUUUGUGCUAAGUGUGAUAGAUGCCAGAGGACAGGUAAUAUAAGUAAGCGCCAUGAAAUGCCCCUUUCAAAUAUUUUGGUUGUUGAUUUGUUUGAUGUUUGGGGAAUUGAUUUCAUGGGGCCUUUUCCCACUUCCUUUGGUUAUAAGUACAUUCUUGUGGCUGUUGAUUAUGUGUCGAAAUGGGUUGAAGCUGUGGCUACCAGAACAAAUGACAGUAAAGUUGUUUUGCAAUUUUUGAAAGAUAUUUUUGCCAGAUUUGGGACACCCAGAGCUAUCAUUAGCGAUGAAGGUACCCACUUCUGUAAUAAACUUUUUGCAGGUCUUUUGAAAAAAUAUGGCAUUACUCACAAGGUGGCCACUCCGUACCAUCCACAAACCUCUGGCCAAGUUGAGGUGAGUAAUAGGCAGAUUAAAGGAAUCUUGGAAAAGACAGUGAAUCCUUCUCGGAAAGAUUGGGCUAUCAAGUUGAAUGAUGCAUUGUGGGCUUACCGGACAGCCUACAAAACCCCGAUUGGUAUGAGCCCGUACAGGUUAGUAUUUGGCAAGGCUUGUCAUUUGCCGGUGGAGUUAGAACAUAGAGCCUAUUGGGCUAUUAAAUUCUUGAAUUUUGAUUUGCAGAGAGCUGGUGAGGUAAGAAAAUUGAUUUUGAAUGAAUUGGAUGAAAUAAGAAAUGAGGCUUAUGAAAACUCAAAAAUUUAUAAAGAAAGAAUCAAAGCCUAUCAUGAUAAGUCUAUUUUGAGGAAAAAAUUUGAACCUGGAAUGAAAGUUUUGUUAUUUAACUCUCGUUUGAGAUUGUUUCCAGGUAAGUUAAAGUCUAGAUGGGCAGGACCUUUUGUGGUACGCGAAGUGUUUUCUCACGGUGCAUGUGAGAUCGAAAAUCCAAAAACAGGUGAAAAAUUUAAGGUAAAUGGGCAAAGACUUAAGCAGUACUUCGAGGGGGAACCAUCAGCCCAUAUUGUUGAACAGGUAGAGUUGCAGAAUUAUGAAUGCCCAUCUUGUCUAGCUACAGACAAUAACUGA
This is a messenger RNA of Ipomoea triloba (trilobed morning glory), 4713 nucleotides long. RefSeq lists its product as uncharacterized. The transcript has 2 exons. Gene Ontology annotation, molecular function: nucleic acid binding. The record is from RefSeq and is a predicted model, not a curated record. NCBI's taxonomy places the organism in Eukaryota, Viridiplantae, Streptophyta, Magnoliopsida, Solanales, Convolvulaceae. Bases 1 to 4713 code for a protein of 1570 amino acids. Gene Ontology annotation, biological process: DNA integration.